UAUAUAUGUCUAUAUAGCUAUAUAGAUUAACAAAAUGGAUAUACCCAGCAGCGGUGCAAUAUUUACGCUUGGCAAAUCGCAUUUGGCGGAGAAUACGCAAAGCUAUUUCUAUAUCAAAAACGAUCCGGUCAAACGCUUGAUAUCCGGUCCGCAUCAGAGUGCGGUUAUAUGCGAAUCGGGUCGUCUUUUCGUUUGGGGCGAGAAUCAUUAUGGCCAACUGGGCAUUGGCGGGCAUGCCAACAAAAGCAACAACAACAACAAUGGUGAUAUAGUCAGCAAGCCAACUUGCGUUAAGUCGCUGAAAACUUUGGGCUUAAAGAUAAGCGAUGCCGCCUUUGGCAACAAUUGGGCCGUAAUAAUGACGCUUUCCAAUGAGAUAUUCUUUACGGGUCGAAACAUAUUCCCCUUGGACACGCAUGUGGCUCAGCAUUUCAUCAAUGCAGUCGUGGAGGAGCAGCCGUGCGCCAUAAUACGAAAGCCUUUUCGCUUGGAGGAGUUCGAUGACUAUCUGUCGAAGAACGAGGAAACGGAUAACUUUGCCGCUCUGCAGGCGGGCAACGAGCACUUUGUGGUGCUGACCAGCAAAGGUCGCUUAAUUGGCUGUGGCUCGAAUGCCAAACAGCAGCUGGGCGAUCUGGGCAUGGACUACGAUGGACAUCCCGUGGAAAUAUGCCUGGACGCUCCAGUGCAGCAGUUUGCCUGCGGGCCAGAGUCCACGCUGGUGCUGACUGGCAGUGGGAAUCUCUUUUUGACUGGCCGCCUCAAUGAGUUUGUCUUUCCCAAGUUCACGGAGCUGCAGAAGAAUCUCUCGCAGACGGAGCAGAUCAUCUUCAUGCACAUAUCGAAGGCCAGCGAGAUCUUUAUCGUGACCAAUGUGGGCAACAUCUACCGCAGCUUCGAGUCGCUGCGCAACAAGAGCUUGGUCUUUCAGCGCUUCUAUGACUACGACAGCGAAGAGAAUGGACCCAUUUGGAAGCUGCUCAAGGGCUUCUCCUUUUAUGCGGUGCUCAGCAAGGCCAAUAAGUUCUUCACCACGUUCUCGGAGAGCGGUCAUCAUCUGAAGACCUUCCGUGAGAUCUCCAAGUUUAAGAAUCUGCGUCUGCUCGAUAUUGCCGUAGGGGAUCAGCACAUUCUAGUCCAGGGCUUGCCCAGAUCUUCGGCUCUUUCGGCUACAGUGGGCAGUCCUGCGGAUGCACAGAGCUACAUGAGCCGCAGCUUUGUGCUACAACCCAAGGAUCUCAAUGGCAACAUGGAAAUGCGAAGCGCCAGCGGCAAAAGUCUGACGAAGCAACGUGCAUUGAAGGACACGGAACCAGAAACGGACGCAAAGGACAAGAGUUCGGCCUUCAUGGGCGCCAGCGUAGCAGCAGUUGGCGCAUCUGUGGCCACACUAGAGGCGGUGAAGCACAUUUCAGAUGGACACGAAAACGGGGGAGCUGAGCAGGAACCCAACACAGCAAAGGAGUCAGAGAAAGACAACGAACAAAUGGAAGAGAUGCAGGCAAUGAAUGAGAAUGUCAGUGAAGAAGCAAAUCAAGAAACGGAACAAAAAGCAGAGUCCACAACAGAGGAGCCAAAUAACAACAAAGGAGAGUUGUUGGUAGAAGCGAAAAUAGAGACGCCAGUCGAAGCAAAGGCAAGCGAAGCAACGCCUCAAACAGAAAGUCAAGCAAUGGAAAUGGAAAUGAAAUCGGAGCCAAUGGAGCCCACGGCGCCUGAGGAGAGUCCGAUUAAGCAACCCAAAAAUACAACAGCAACAACAGCUACAGUAGAAGCGUUAGCCAAGUUGCCAACGCCACCUGCAGAAACGCCAUCACUUCAACAAUCACCAGCAGAAUCGAUCAAGUCGAACAAAGUGAAAGCAGAGGACGCGCAGCCGCCCACAGUGAGCAGCCAGGAGAAGCAGCUACGACCGCACACGCCUUACCCGGACAGCAGCAAUGCGAGCACACCGCAAACUAUAAAGCGAACGCCCAUUCGGAAUUUCUCCUAUGAGGCGGCCAUGAAGCACGAUGAGAUUGAUAAAACGUCGCCAGAACUUGUGGAUAGCCUGGAUACGGUAGAGGAGAAUCCGCUGGCCGAGAGUGCACCGUCAACAGAAAUACAAAUAUCUACGCCCACGCCGCCAACCGAGGAGGAUGAGCAGCUGGCCGUUGAGAUAACGACCAAGGAGGAUGCGCUGGACAGCAGCAAGGUGGUAAAUGAGAUACGUUUCAUCAACAAUGGCGUCGAUGUGACGGCCAACGUUGAGAACCAAAUGCCAGACACGCCGCUGGCUGACUUUGUAGACGACCUGGAAUCGGACGGUGAGCAAAUGCUGGAUGAUCUGGAGCAGCACGUCGACAAGGUGGUCACAGAACAGAAAGCAGCGGUUAUCAAGACCACAGAGAGUGUCGGCGAUGCCAUCGAAUCAAAGCUUCAGGAGACGGGAAACACGGUGCAAACAGCAGUGCAGAAUGCGAUGACGGGUGCUCGCGAUACUGUUGAAACAGCGGGCGAGCGCAUGGUAAGUGGCGCCCGGAAUGCUGUCGAUGCAGCUGGCAAGGGUGCCCAGCGCAUGGCAGACGGAGCUCGAGAUGCUGUCGAUGCGGCUGGCAAGAGCGCAAUGCGAAUGGCCAGCGAUGCUAAGCAAUCCAUGGAACAGGUGGGCAGCAAUGCAGCCAAAAUAGCGACAAACACAAAAGAGUCAAUGGGCAGAGCCAUGGACUCAAUGACUAGCAAGAUAUCUAGCGAAGUGCAUGGCGCCAAGGAGAAUAUAUCCUCGCUGUUUCAAAUCAAAGCGGCCAAGGAGUCACAGCACAUGACGACGCCCACAACGACACCGGAAGAUGUUCGACCAAAGCGAAGCACGGAAACAGCCACAUCUGGAGACUUGGAGGCAGAAGGCGAGGAAGAUGAACGCACCACGGCAUCGGUAAAUUCAAAUCACCAUUCCGCUGCCCACAGCAAUGGCAAUGGCAACGGCAACGGCAAUAUCUUUGAGCCCAUGAACAGCAAUAGCCAUGCCUUUGAAGAGGAUCCACUUGAUGCGGUUGUAGAGCGUAGCAAGAAGGCAAUGCAAGAGGAGUUGCGCGCUUUAGAAGAGCAACGCGCUCAAUCACAUGUUCAAACCAAGAGCGAACCACAGCGAAGACAGAGCACUGAGAGCAAAGGCAUAGUGCAGCAAUUCCUAGAUGGUGUGCGGCUUUCGUGCCGCAACGAGAAGGCCGUACAAAUCGAGGUUGAGCCGCCACCGCAGACGCACCACAGUAAAAACAAGGUCAACAGCGAGCUGAGCCUGCAGAAUGGCCAAAACGGCGAGCAGCAGUCGUCACGCGUCUGCACAAUUUUAUAAAAAUGAAGCGCACUACGCACUCAGA
Drosophila arizonae is the source of this 3359-nucleotide messenger RNA. RefSeq lists its product as uncharacterized. The record is from RefSeq and is a predicted model, not a curated record. Gene Ontology annotation, molecular function: guanyl-nucleotide exchange factor activity. Gene Ontology annotation, cellular component: cytoplasm. NCBI's taxonomy places the organism in Eukaryota, Metazoa, Arthropoda, Insecta, Diptera, Drosophilidae.